AUGGCAGUAAUAUUAAGUAGCUUGAUUGGUACAACUUCCAUUCUUGGACUUGGUUUGAUUCCACUUUUGGCGAUCGGUCUCACCGUGUACAAAUAUAACAACCUCGAUCCAGAAUCACAUCCGCAAAAUGCACGAGAGAUGCUGCGAAUGUAUGACUUUAUUGUGGUCGGAUCUGGAAGCGCAGGUGCUGUGGUCGCUUCGAGAUUGUCGGAGAUAGCUAACUGGACGGUGCUACUCUUAGAAGCUGGUGGUGACGAAAAUGAAAUUUCAGACAUUCCUCUGCUUGCCGGGUAUACUCAGCUUACAGAAUUCGACUGGAAGUAUCAGUCCUCACCACCUACUACAUCCGCUUAUUGUCUAGCUAUGAAAGGCGACAGAUGUAAUUGGCCACGCGGCAAAGUUCUAGGAGGAAGCACCGUUCUCAACGCCAUGAUUUACAUCCGUGGUAAUCGACACGAUUACGACAACUGGGUUCGAUUAGGUAACACUGGCUGGAGUUACGAAGAGGUGCUCCCUUAUUUUCUCAAGUCUGAAGAUAAUCGUAAUCCGUAUUUAACGAGAACAUCUUAUCACAAGACCGGGGGAUAUUUAACAGUGCAAGAGCCGCCAUACAAAACCCCUCUAGCGAUCGCUUUUUUGCAAGCUGGCCAAGAAAUGGGCUACGAGAAUCACGACCUAAAUGGUUUUAAUCAAACCGGCUUUAUGUUAACGCAAGCAACAAUUCGACGUGGCAGUCGAUGCUCGACGGCGAAAGCUUUUUUACGACCAGUAAAAAAUAGACCAAAUUUGCACAUAGCAAUGAAUGCUCAAGCCCUGAGAGUGCUCUUUAAUGCCGAGAAGAGAGCAACGGGAGUAGAGUUCCUUCGCAACGGCAGGCAACAGAUCGUGAGAUGUAAAAGAGAGAUCAUCUUGUCUGCCGGAGCGAUUAAUUCGCCUCAAUUGCUUAUGUUGUCCGGCAUUGGUCCUAGUGAGCACUUAACCGAGUUUGGCAUACCAGUGAUAUCUGAUUUACGAGGGGUCGGAAGUAAUCUUCAGGAUCACGUGGGCCUUGGCGGUCUGACUUUUCUGUUGAACGAACCAAUCACUCUGCUGAGGAAUCGAUUUCAGACGUUAUCGGUGAUGCUCGAGUAUGUCAUAAAGGAGCAAGGACCUAUGACCACUCCGGGAAUUGAGGGACUGGCCUUCCUUAACACCAAGUACGCUGACAAGUCUGGUGAUUAUCCGGACGUGCAGUUUCACUUUGCACCUAGCUCUAUCAACUCAGAUGGGGAUCAAAUAAAAAAAAUCCUCGGUCUGACAGACCGAGUGUACAACACUAUGUACAAGCCUUUGCAUGGCAUGGAAACCUGGUCUAUUCUGCCGCUUCUGCUGCGGCCGAAAAGUACAGGAUGGAUUAGAUUGAAGAGUAAAAACCCUCUUGUUCAUCCGGAAAUUCAUCCCAAUUACUUUGCGCAUAAGGAAGACAUAGAUGUCCUUGUGGAGGGAAUAAGGUUGGCGAUGCGGGUAUCCAAUACCAGCGCGUUCGAACGAUUCGGUUCAAAGCCUCAUACAAUUCGUAUGCCCGGAUGCCACACAUAUCAAUUCGACACGUACGAAUACUGGGAGUGCGCCUUGCGACAUUUCACCUUCACCAUCUACCAUCCAACGGGCACCUGCAAGAUGGGGCCGCGGAGCGAUUCCACGGCUGUCGUGGAUUCACGACUGAGAGUUCACGGAGUGAAGGGACUCAGAGUCAUCGACGCUUCUAUAAUGCCGACAAUCGUCAGCGGAAAUACAAACGCGCCGACCAUUAUGAUCGGCGAAAAAGCAAGUGAUAUUAUCAAGGAAGAUUGGCGGAUGAAAAAAAGGCCGAGUGUCGCGAGGUGACGGUGAUAAAUGCCCGUUUUUUGUAGGAAUGUGUUAUUGAUUUGUUUCUGAUAUAAUCAAAAGUUUCAAUUAUCGUACACGUGAAAUGUUACUAAAUCUUCUACUUUCUCUUCUUUCAAAACAUUCCAAGUUCAUUUUUAGUUGUUUAUUGUUUCUUUUAUCGUUUCAAUA
Messenger RNA from Linepithema humile (Argentine ant), 2037 nucleotides. The record is from RefSeq and is a predicted model, not a curated record. Lineage: Eukaryota; Metazoa; Arthropoda; Insecta; Hymenoptera; Formicidae.